Molecule: messenger RNA, 1727 nt
Organism: Capsicum annuum
Lineage: Eukaryota; Viridiplantae; Streptophyta; Magnoliopsida; Solanales; Solanaceae
Exons: 6
Coding region: 472-1479 (335 amino acids)
Source: RefSeq, a predicted model, not a curated record
AUUUACUUUUGUAAAUUACCAACAAGGACCUCAAUAAGUGAACCUCCAUCAAGGUAAACGCAAGGGCAAAACCGUCCUAAUAUUUCCUUAUAUAAAAACCGAUCUUUUACUCCCUUCUAAAUCUUCGCCCAAGUGGAAGAAAAAUUUCAGCAGCAAACCGGAGCAAUUGAGCCCCACGCGCCGCCGCAGUUAACUGUACCGUUAACUCUCCGUCAACAGCACCGCGGCAUCUCAAUUCAUGAAAGAGAAAUCAAUAUUGUAAAUUUAAUAGUCUUCCAAUGGCUGCAUCGUCGCCGGCCCUAAGUAACCAUAGCGCCGACAACGCUGCGUCUCCGUCACCGUCACCGGCGACGGCAAAUGUUCCCUCCGUUAAUACAACAACCACUGCUGCUGCUUUGUCCAGCCUUCCGACGACGAACGCAUCGAAAAAUCUUCGAGGGCUUAAUAAACCUAAGUGCAUAAAGUGUGGCAAUGUUGCUCGUUCAAGAAAUUUUGAAGAAACAGGAUAAGAAAGAAAUGGAGGAAGAUGUCAUUGGUGAUGCAGACAGGUGUCCAUUCCAGUCAUGCAAAAGCUGCUGCGCAAAAGCGCAAAAUCCCUGUGUUAUACAUGUUCUGAAAGGUGGUUCGACUCUUCCAGAAAAGUUACCAGCUUCUGGGUCUCCUGUGGUGGACCAGCAAUCCACUGAACCAUCUCACUCUGGCUCGCACAGAACUGCUUCACUUCGUCAACUUUCCUCCAAUUUUGCACAGUUCAAUAAUUUGCAGACCCCACUAAGGUCGAGGAGGCCACUGACCAGAAAGGAUGCACAAGUCAUAAACGAAUGGAGGUUUAUGAAGUUAAAGGAAUACAGGGACAACAACAUUGCAGCUGAAAAUGAAGCUUUUGAUCGGUACAUGCAGAAUGUUGGUCUAUUAGAGGAGGUGUUUGCUGUGAAUUCUUCAGAGGAUGAGGAGAAUGAGGAUGGUUCAACAGAAGAUGAUAAUGAGGCAAUGAUAAACCGUGUGAAGUUACAGCUUAGAUCAGAUCCAACUAGAAUAGAGAAUACCAGAAAGAGGAUGCAAUAUGUUAUAGAUCAGGGGUUGAGGAAGCUGAGGAAGUUGGAUUCAGGCGACAAUGCUACUGACCUUAGUGAUCUAGAUGCACUUGGCAGAAAAAAAAAGGUCAAGACUGCUGAAGCUGAGCAUGUCAUGGCAUUCACUGAGCUUAUCGAUAAGUUGAAUAAAGCUCGAAAUGAGGAAGACCUGAAAGCUUGCUGGGAGAUGAAAUCCCAGCUGUUUAACCAACCUAAAAAAGAAAACCAAACGGAGUCUGAAGAUGCAGAGGCACCCAUUGAGCAGAGUUUGAAAGAUAGUGUCCCACCAACAAUGCCAUGGGGUCAUCCUCCACCCAAGUGGUUUAGCACAACUACUGUUGAUGAUGAAGAACUUUGUCGAAUUAACGCAGAGUUUGAUUCACUUGAGGAUAUAGAAGAACUGUAACUUUAUACAAUCUUUAGGCCAGGUUGUAUGUCUUGUAGUCAUUAGUUAGGGGCCUGAUUUCGCGGUCUGUUGUUUUAUGUUGUUAUAUAGUGCUAGUUAACGGUUGACAAGUUAUAGUGCCUGGUGUCCAGCUUAAUGGAGACCCAUUUUGUGGCAUUGGUGGGAAUUCAGUCUUCAUCAGCUAUUUUAGGUGGCUGUUUUAUUUCAUGCUAACUGGACUUUGGCCCAUAUAUGAAGGUCCAAUUCAA